Podarcis lilfordi (Lilford's wall lizard) is the source of this 897-nucleotide messenger RNA. The record is from the annotation of a GenBank genome assembly. NCBI's taxonomy places the organism in Eukaryota, Metazoa, Chordata, Lepidosauria, Squamata, Lacertidae.
AUGUUCCUGGUCCUCCAAGUCCAAGCGGGGAGAGCCUUCAUCCGCGCCGUCCACAGCCACAACUCCCCCAGCCUCGAUUUCAGGGCCCUGCCCGCUCUUUUUGGGCCCCUGCUCCCCACGGAAGGGCUCACGGGGUCCCUGGUUGAAGCGAGCCCCGCAAACGCCUGCCACCCCAUCGAAGGUCCGCCCAAUGCCUCCUCAACCUUCAUAGUGCUCAUCCGCCGAUACAACUGUUCCUUUACCACCAAGGUCCUCCACGCCCAGCAAGCUGGCUUCCACGCUGCCAUCAUCUACAACGUCGACUCCCAGACGCUCGUGAGCAUGGUGAGAGAGCCAGACACCAUGCAUCACAUCCGUAUCCCUGCUGUGUUCACGACAGAUGUGGCCUCCAGGAUCCUGAAGCGGCUUCAUGGCGCCGGCAAGCUGAGCUCGGUGGUCCUGAUGCCCGAAUACUUCCACUUUACCUGGAAGGUGGCUUCUGGGACCACCCAAAUUUCCUCCUCGCACCCCUGCAGGUGUCACAUCCAGCUGCCCGGGCCCUGCUCUCAGCUUUCACUUCUCCACACUUUCUGGUUCUUCUGCAUCCCGGUGUCUGCCUUGAUAGCCGCAUUGCUCAUUGAGAAAUACCUCUUGAGGUGCCACAGGUGGAAGGUGGGGAGAAGUUUCCGCCUCCAAGGAAACAGGGGGGAGCUGCUCACCUUCUCCUUCCCCAGCUCCAGGUACCAGGAAUGCGCCAUCUGCUUGGAGAAGUACGUUGAGAGGGACAGCCUGAAGGUCCUUUCCUGCUCGCACGCAUUUCAUAGCAAGUGCAUCGACCUCUGGCACAUCACCCAAGCCAGGAGCAAGACCUGCCCUCUCUGCAUGCAGAGGGUCAUGGUGGUCACCCGUUUGCAAGCG